AACCGGUGGUUUUGCAGUCGAGCAGCUGAUCCGGCAUCUGUUCGGCGCCGAUCAGCUAACCAUCAUCGUCACAGUGACAGCGAUUGUUAUAGGACUUCUAAUAGAGCUACGAAACUGCCUUGCUUCCAUGACCACAUCGGGCGAUCCGUCAGCGACUGGACCUGACAGACCGUGCGGGAUCACGGCACUGCUGCCGAUCGGUAUGUCUUGCCGGAGCCGUGCCGAAGCCUUCGCCCGAAGCUUACAGUCACGUUUGCGGAACCUUGGCUCCCAGGGCAGCACCGGUGAUGACGAUGAUGACGAAGGCCGACUUACGGCGGAAGAGCAACAGCAACAGCACUCGGAAAAUACCUGGCUUACGACGAGUUCGAACGACCAGACAGAUGUAACGAGCCUACAGCCACUACGCAUGAUAGUUGCCAACGAGGCGGACUCCUGCUUUGAUUUUGGGCUGGAAGCGGAAAGUCCUAAUUCUCCGGUGGAAGAAUGCGAGUACACACGGUUGAUCGAAACGGCAACAGCCACACCGAACAGUUUGCCGUCGAUCGCAACGGUUAAUGAUUCGGCCGUGGGUCAAGCUCCCGAAUCUGGUUACGUCUGUUCAUCGCCCUGCUCGACACCCCAAGGUUCGGCUGCCAGCAGUCAUAGCAGUUCCUCCGACUGUCAGUUCUACGAUCCGGACAGCUCCGACCCAGAGCAACGAUCGGUCAGCGGCUGUGAGUACUACGAUUGCACGAUCGUGCCCGGUAGUUUGCGAUCGACGGGUACUGGACCGUACACCUGUGCCGCUUUAACCGGCACCACUGUUCAAUCGGAUACAAAUCCCACCGUCGAACAGGCGAAAGUUGAUGAUAAUAGCGCACACAAGCCCACAGUAGCUACCUCCACGAAUAAUCCCUUUACCGGCGUAAGCCUAUCUAGUCAGACGGCGAACGGACACAUCCCGGGUUAUACUACCGCCGGUACGCACGACAGUGACAGCUGUUCCGAGUCGCUUCCACCGUCACAGUCAACCGAAUCGAACAUAUCGACCUUCACGGGGAUGAGUUCGAAUUCGAACAGCACACUGCAGGACGUCACCAUGGAACCGCUGGACGAUCAGACGGGGACUGAUAUCCCGGACAGUGCCUACAGCUCGGCAUCACAUCGGAUGGGCAACGGACAUGCGAUCAUGCCCCGCGGUACAGUCAUUAACGCCGACACAGAACUUGGGCUAAUGGGUCACGGGUUAAAGUACGAAGAAGACUCCGAAGAGGUGCAUGACGAAGGUGCUGCAGCUGCUGAGCACUGUAGCGCUACCCAUGGUGCCACUAUCCAGAUAGCGGAAGUUGAGAAAAUACUCCACGAUUGUACAAUGUCCGAUCGGCAGGGGGAGAGUGUACAGAACAAUCAUGACCACAAUCGUUACAAUGAUGACGACGAUGAGGAUGACAGAAAACAUAGCCGCAGAGCAACGAUGUCGUCGGGCGAUGAGGAUGAGGAGGAAACGAAACCGCAACGUAUAAGACGAUGCUCGUCGCUGAAGACGGGCAAAACGCCACCCGGUACACCGGGACGGAAGAAGAUCGUUCGGUUUGCCGAUGUGCUCGGUCUAGAUCUGACCGAUGUUCGGACGUUUAUGGACGAAGUUCCGAAGGUACCGCAGUCGGCAUUCGAGGAUCUCACGAUCGUGCCGGUGGUGGAGCAACCGAUGCCGGAAAUCAUAAGCCUCGGACCGAAGGCGGACCGUGUGCUGGUGCCGCUGUUCCAGCAACCGGGCGCACUGCCCUGCUUCCUCGAUCGGGUGCGCGAAAAGCAGGUCAAUCUGGAAAAUGCGGCCGUCACCGAUCCGAUCACACUCACCAUCACCGGGACGGUGCGGGUGCGCAAUCUCGACUUCCACAAGUCCGUGUACGUGCGGUACACGCUCGAUAACUGGCGCAGCUAUGCCGACCUGCAAGCCGUCUACGCGGAGAACUCGUGUGAUGGGUUUUCGGACAAGUUUAGCUUCACGCUGCACGGUAACUCGGUGCAGGUGGGACAGCGUAUCGAGAUGGCGGUACGGUUUCACUGCAGAGGUGACCAGUACUGGGACAACAAUUAUGACAUGAACUACGUCUUCCAGUGUUUGCCGAUCACCCAACCGACACCGAUGAUCUCGGCCCGUCCACUAACGGGACCGUCCACCAUGCUACCAUCCUCGGAACCGGCGUGGUGCAGCAAUUUCUACUAAUAAGUACCAUACACCUGCGGCAAUUCGCGUAUCAAUGAAGUAGUGCAAGGAACACCCACACACACACACUCAAAUUAUGUGCCAUCCCGCCCGCCCAGAUGCGAGGAUGCGCUUGCUUGGCCAUCUGGUUCGUAGGGUCGUAGUAUUAAUGAACCAUUUUUGUUUUUGUUUUAAUUUGAAUUUCAAGAUAUCGCAUCGAUCGUCUGUGGGAAACCACACAGCGCCAUCACUCUAGUUGCAACCAAAGGUUUUGGAAAGGAAAUUAGAAAGAGAACGAAACAAUACGCUACAAUGAUAGGACAAAAGUGCGAAGGAAUGUAACACAAAUUCUGUAAUAACAGUUUGAUCAACUCCCUUUUAGCGAAAGCAUAACUCGAACACGGUAAAGUAUUGACUUUAAGCGAAAAUUACCCCCCCAAUAUUUCGAUAACAUCAGGGCAAAGAUGAAUGUGACAGGAUGUACAAUUCCUGUUGAAAGCUUUAGUAGAAUAAAAAUCAAAUAGCGGUGACUAGCAAGUAGAGCAUGCAAAGGAAACAGUUGUGGAAGCGAUAGUUGUGUGCAACCUGUGUAUAUGAGAAUGUUUUUAAGAACGUUUAAACAAUGUUAUGUUUGCAAAAGUUUAUGUUUCAUAUAUAUAUAUAUAUAGGUAUGUUUAUGUGUGGGAAAGAGGACAUACUUCGCCACAAGCAGUGUGGCGUGUAAAUAACGAAUGAGCGCAAUGCUAGUGAAAUGAGCAAAAGACAAACGACGAAGUGUCUUUUUUGAGGGGAGCGAGCAAAAAUCGAAAGAAAAUUUGUUUUUAUUUUUCUGGCACGAUGUGUCCCGAACCCGAACGACUCACAAUUGGCCGAAAGGAAAGAUAAUUUGGAAGAUAAAAGCAGUACCACAUUGGAUGUUGUAUUGAACGAUUGUUGUCGAGGUAGCAAUAAGAGAGGAAACAUGCAACAUUAUAAUAAACAUUGUGUCUUAUGAUGUAAAUCAGAGCAUUGUAGCGAAAUAUGAAGAUGCCCUCCUCACCGCCCUUUCUUCCCCUUCCCACUCCCUCCUAUUAGAAUGUAAUAUCGUCCCAAAGUUUAGUAAUGGUAGGAAUAGCAGUACUGAAAAUGUAAUUAUAAUGCUAACUGUCAGAAAAGUAUAGGAACUGCAGGAACAUGACACACCUCACGGCAGACUAUUGAAGAAUAACUUCACACCGCGGUCGAUUCUGUAUGGAGGCCAGUUUUACUCAGUUAGAAGAAGUUGAAUAAAGUGAACAUUAUUGAAAUAUUAAA
Anopheles funestus (African malaria mosquito) is the source of this 3484-nucleotide messenger RNA. RefSeq names its product glycogen-binding subunit 76A (gene Gbs-76A). The transcript is spliced from 3 exons. The record is from RefSeq and is a predicted model, not a curated record. Gene Ontology annotation, cellular component: protein phosphatase type 1 complex. Lineage: Eukaryota; Metazoa; Arthropoda; Insecta; Diptera; Culicidae. Gene Ontology annotation, biological process: regulation of glycogen biosynthetic process. The coding region runs from base 128 to 2212 and encodes 694 amino acids. Gene Ontology annotation, molecular function: protein phosphatase 1 binding; glycogen binding.